This is a messenger RNA of Candidula unifasciata, 1326 nucleotides long. Lineage: Eukaryota; Metazoa; Mollusca; Gastropoda; Stylommatophora; Geomitridae. The record is from the annotation of a GenBank genome assembly.
AUGUUCCGUGUGUGCCAUUCUUUGCUGGUCGCUCUGUGUUUACUGAAGCAUGCACGGGGAGAUUUUGUACUCUCCAUCAACCCUUCUCAGGUGCUGAUCGGGAUAACAGAAAACGUCACUAUCCAGUGUGAGUUCAAGGGGUCUGUUAGUGCUUCCGAAUAUGAUACCAUUGACCGGUUAAGGAUAUUGAAAGAAACAGCUACGCAUGAUUACCAAAUAGUGACUGAGGUCAGGAAGGUUGAUCACGGUGUGGACAUCAGUAGUUCUCUAAGUUCGUCGGUUAAAGUUCAUGGAAACAUUAGUAACGUGGCUUCUACUUUUAUAACACUUUCUUGGUCGUUAGCGACCUCUGAUGUUCUUGGCACUUACCGUUGCGAUAUCUUUGGCUAUAAAGCAAAUUUUGACGUACUAUUUGAAAAAACGCCAGUUAAAGUUCUUCAAGAAAUCAAGCCAUCAGUCCAAGAAACUAUUAACCUUUGGAAAAAGCAAAGAGGGGACAUUCAGCAGAAAAUAAGCGCUCGGAGAGACUACUGCGAUAGUUUGGUAGCCGCAGUACACGCUGAUAUCAACGCAACCGUGGCGGAUAUUGAACAACUGGAACGCAAUCAAAGCAACGUGUUCAAAGACGCUCUUCUUCAAAAGGUAACCAUGCUUUCCCAAAAGGUAGCCCGCUUAAAAGACACAGGGGUGUUUCAGUACUGGCCUGAAGGAUCCUAUGCACUGCUAACACCCAACUCUGGGUGCCCAGAAAAUGUUGGGGCUUUGUGGGCAACCGGAUACAGGAAGUUACACACGGAGUCCACAGACCGCAACUUUGACAGCAUCUCAACGCCGUCCUACCUGCAAUCGCCGUCAAUGGAAACAGUCGACAGGAAUAACUUCAUGUACCAACAUUUUUGCGUCUCCAGCGGACGUUCUCGGGGACCUGCCUGGCCGCGUGGGUCUUAUUGCAUUAACCAAGCCGCCAACGGGUGCCCUAGUGGAUUGAGCUCCGGUUACAUAAGCUGGCAGGAUGAAGUGACUAAUUCCACAUCAAGUAGCGCUGGAGCCCUGCCACGUGGGGAUUACAGAGCCAACUCCACUCGCAUCUACUACUGUUGCAGGGCUGAUGGACCUGCAAGUCACCCUAUAUAUCUGCCUACAUUUAAACCCUUCUAUCUCUACAGAUACAACGGUACAUGUCAGGAAGUUUGCGGGAUGAAAACCUCAUCCGGAAAUAUGGUCUUUGACACGGACAAUUCCCACGGAGAUUCCUAUGAGAAUCCGUUUCAUCCUGACGGGACUAUUGACAACGUCCGCAUUGAACUAUGUUACUACAGUCCUUAG